AUGAUGGAAAUCGACGAGGUUGUAUAUCAGGACGACUAUGGCUCAGUGUCCGUUAUGUCGGAGCGGGUGUCGGGCCUGGCCAACAGUAUCUAUCGGGAGUUCGAGCGCCUCAUCAGCAGCUACGAUGAGGAAGUGGUCAAGGAGCUAAUGCCGCUGGUGGUGAACGUUCUGGAGAAUCUGGAUUCGGUUUUAACGGAAAACCAGGAGCACGAGGUGGAGCUCGAGCUGCUGAAGGAGGACAACGAGCAGCUCAUCACCCAGUACGAGCGCGAGAAGGCGCUGCGCAAGCAGGCAGAGGAGAAAUUCAUAGAGUUUGAGGAUGCGUUGGAGGGGGAGAAGAAGGACCUGCAGACUCAUGUGGAGAGCCUGGAACUGCAGGGGAAACAGCUGGAGCUCAAGACCAAGAACUAUUCUGACCAGAUCACGCGUCUGGAGGAGCGUGAGUCAGACAUGAAGAAGGAGUACAACGCUUUGCACCAGCGACACACAGAGAUGAUUCAAACAUACGUGGAGCAUAUUGAGAGGUCCAAGAUGCAACAGGCAGGGAAUAACAGCCAGUCAGAAGGGCCAGGCAGUGGACGAACCAAGGUGGAGCGUCCCCCGUCAUUGAGCUUGUACCCCAGUGGAGAGGGCAUGGGAAUGGUACGUGGGGGUCUCGGGGGGGCUAGGAUGCCUGGGUCUGGGACCAACGUCUGGCAGGUCAGCGAGCUCAGCCAAUCGCGCUACACCUCUGGCUACCAGAUGCCCCAGGAGGAUGGUUCCGAGUCGGACUCGGUGGCGGCCACGCCCAGUAGCACAGGAAGUAAGUCCAACACGCCCACGUCCUCCGUCCCCUCCGCCACCGUCACGCCCCUCAACGAGGGCUUCCUACCGCCCGGCGAGUUCGACCCAAUGCAUGCUGUAAGCCGCGGCAGGAAGAGUACUAAACGCCUCAGCAGAAACAUGGAGGUGCAGGUCUCCCAGGAAACCAGGAACGUCAGCAUUGGUAUGGGUAGCAGUGACGAGUGUUCAGAAUUCCAAGAGAUCAUCGAUUCCACCCCAGAGCUGGAUAUGUGUGUGGACCCCCGUCUCUAUGGUGGAGGAAACAGUCCUUCCCAGGGCAUCGUGAACGAGGCAUUCGGUAUCAACACAGACUCCCUCUACCAUGAGAUCAAGGAUGCCAAGUCUGACAUAAUCGGGGAUGUUGACGCCGGGGCGGAGCUUCUAGGGGAGUUCUCAGUCCGUGAUGAUUUUUUCGGGAUGGGCAAGGAGGUGGAGAAUCUGCUGACGGAGAACAAACAUCUUCUGGAGACCAAAAAUGCUCUGAACAUCGUGAAGAACGACCUAAUAGCCAAAGUGGAUGAGCUCUCUGGGGAGCAUGAGGUGCUGAGAGAGGAACUGGAGGCCCUUAGGACCACCAAGAACAAAGUAGACACAAAGGUUAAAGAACUGGAAGAAGAGCUGAAGAGGUUGAGAGCAGAAGCUCUGAUUCUGGGAGCAUCUCAGGACUCCAAGGAUGAAGGAGGAGAAGAUGUGAGUAAAACAAACAAAUGUACAUUUACAUUUAAUGUGACUAUGACGCAGCGUCGGCGUUUCACGCGGGUAGAGAUGGCCAGGGUCCUGAUGGAGAGGAACCAGUACAAGGAGAGACUAAUGGAACUACAGGAGGCUGUCCGGUGGACAGAGAUGAUCAGGGCAUCCAGGGAGAGUCCUCAGAUGCAGGAGAAGAAGAAAUCCACCAUCUGGCAGUUUUUCGCCCGUCUGUUCAGUUCCUCGGCCAGUCCCCCGCCAGUCAAGCGUCCCUACUACAGCGUCAACAUCCACUACAAAUCCCCGUCCCCUGCAGGCUUCCCCCAGAGACGCAGCCACACCAUGUGUCAGAUCUCCACCUCAAACCGAACCCUGGAGUUUUUCCCAGAAGACGACUCUGCGCUGUCGGCUCGUCGUGAGCAGCGCCGGGAACAGUACAGGCAGGUCCGAGAGCACAUGCGGCGCGAUGACGGCAUUAUGCAGGCCUGCGGCUGGAGCGUGCCGCCACGCUUCAAACAGCUUACUCCAAUUAGGGGAGGGAAGGAGGACAACCGCAUGAAGAAUGUCCCUGUUCCUGUCUACUGUCGCCCCCUAGUGGAGAAGGACCCCAACAGGAAGUUGUGGUGUGCGGCGGGCGUGGACCUGGCGGGUUGGAAGACGUGCACUCAGGAUAUUAUGACAGUAAAGGCUGGCCCCGGCAACGGCGUUACGAAUCCUCUAGCCAUAGAGGAGGGAGAGGGAGGAGACGGCAAGAGCAACCACAGCUCACCAGAGAAGAGAAAGUCUAAGGAGCUCCAUGAAACAGACACUAUGAGUAGCAGAGUCUGGAUCCUGACCAGUACCCACUCGGCCAGCAAGGUGGUCAUCAUUGAUGCCAACCAGCCCGGCUCGUUGGUCGACCAGUUCAACGUCUGCAAUGCCCACGUGCUCUGUAUCUCCAGCGUGCCAGCGGCCAGUGAGAGUGACUACCCGGCGGGUGAGAUCAUGCUGGACUCUGGGGAGGGUGGUGGUGAGGAGACAGGCGGGGUGGAGGGCAUGCUAGCAGGCAUCACCCUGGUGGGCUGUGCCACCAACUGUAGCGUGGUCCGCAGCAACUGCUCCUCGCGCACCGACACACCCGUACUGGACCGGGGGCAAGCUCCUACUGCUCCACCACUCAGUGGGAAGCUGCACCCGGCCCAGUCAGCAGAGGAGGCCACAGAGGCUACAGAGGUAGCUGAGCCGGCCGCCAGCGAGACAGACAACACAUUGGGACCUCCAGGGCCCUUCAUGGAGCACGUCUUCACAGACCCCCAGCCUCCGGUGGUUGAUGAUGGCCAAUACGACCGGUGUGCAGGCCAGUCAAAAGAGGAGUCUAACUCCCCACCCCAGGAGACGGAGGAUGGAAGCGACGACCCGAAAGCUGGAACCAGCGUCGCCCCCACUAUGUGGCUGGGAGCACAAAAUGGCUGGCUUUAUGUCCAUUCGGCAGUGGCCAACUGGAAGAAGUGUCUCCACUCCAUCAAACUGAAGGACUCUGUGCUCAGUCUAGUGCAUGUGAAGGGUCGUGUGCUUGUGGCUCUGGCAGACGGGACACUGGCUAUCUUCCACAGAUCCGAGGACGGGCAGUGGGACCUUUCUAACUACCACCUGAUGGACCUGGGUAGACCACACCACUCUAUCCGCUGCAUGGCCAUGGUCCAUGACAAAGUGUGGUGUGGCUACAAGAACAAGAUCCAUGUCAUCCAGCCCAAGAGCAUGCAGAUAGAGAAGUCCUUUGACGCCCACCCUCGCAGGGAGAGCCAGGUGAGGCAGCUGGCGUGGAUCGGGGAUGGGGUGUGGGUGUCAAUCCGUCUGGACUCCACGCUGCGUCUCUACCACGCCCUCACACACCAGCACCUACAGGAUGUCGACAUCGAACCCUACGUCAGCAAGAUGCUGGGUACUGGCAAGCUGGGCUUCUCCUUUGUGCGAAUAACAGCCCUUCUUAUUGGUGGAAACCGCUUGUGGGUGGGGACUGGGAAUGGUGUGGUCAUCUCCAUACCACUGACAGAGACGGUAGUACUUCAUCGGGGACAGCUCCUAGGUCUGAGGGCCAAUAAGGUGUCUCCGACGUCAUCCGGCGGUGUGGCCGGGGGUGUGAUUCAUGUGUAUGCGGACGACAACCCAGAGAAAAGCAGCGGCAGCUUCAUCCCAUACUGCUCCAUGGCCCAGGCUCAGCUCUGUUUCCAUGGACACAGAGAUGCCGUCAAGUUCUUUGUCUCUGUGCCAGGCAACGUGUUGGCCACCCUAAAUGGUAGUGUGCUGGACAGUCCGUCAGAGGGUCAGGGGUCCUCGGCACAGCCGGAGGCUGAGGCUCAGAGCGUACAUAACGUCCUGGUGCUGAGUGGAGGGGAGGGCUACAUCGACUUCCGCAUCGGUGAUGGCGAGGACGACGAGACAGAGGAAGGGGAGGUGUCGGGGGGCGCCCUGCAGAUGAAGCCUGCCGUAUGCAAAGCCGAGCGGAGCCAUAUCAUCGUGUGGCAGGUGUCCUACGUCCCCGAGUGA
Molecule: messenger RNA, 4035 nt
Organism: Salvelinus namaycush (lake trout)
Lineage: Eukaryota; Metazoa; Chordata; Actinopteri; Salmoniformes; Salmonidae
Gene: mapk8ip3
Product: mitogen-activated protein kinase 8 interacting protein 3
Exons: 34
Coding region: 1-4035 (1344 amino acids)
Biological process (GO): vesicle-mediated transport
Cellular component (GO): cytoplasm
Molecular function (GO): JUN kinase binding; kinesin binding; MAP kinase scaffold activity
Source: RefSeq, a predicted model, not a curated record